Messenger RNA from Penicillium daleae, 2601 nucleotides. RefSeq lists its product as uncharacterized. NCBI's taxonomy places the organism in Eukaryota, Fungi, Ascomycota, Eurotiomycetes, Eurotiales, Aspergillaceae. Gene Ontology annotation, molecular function: actin binding; small GTPase binding. The transcript has 3 exons. The record is from RefSeq and is a predicted model, not a curated record. The coding region runs from base 1 to 2601 and encodes 866 amino acids. Gene Ontology annotation, biological process: actin cytoskeleton organization.
AUGGCCCCCAAUAUUGCCGGUCCGCAGAUCUUUGACGACGCCCACCGCGCCCCCGCGAGAUCCUCGGUCUUUCGAGCCAUCAUGUCGAAGCCGCAUAAGCGAAACCAGUCUGCGGAUGAUGCAAUGCCACCGCAAUUCAAAAACAACAAGCCGACAGGCACCGUUCCCUUUCCAUGGGUAGACAAGCAUGCACCGGAACCUGGCCAUCUUCCUCUGGGAGAGAUAGUCCCGAAUCGUGAUGCUCGAGACACGUACGUGCCAGUAUCGAAGCCAGCAAAUAAAGAGAACAAAGCACCUUUGCAUAAGAAAACAAAGAGUACAGUAUCUCUAAAGUCACUCCGGAGCUACAUGGAACGGAAGGACACCAAAUCGGAAGAAACCCAAAUCGACGAUGUCGACGAGCUGAAGCCCAAGAAGACCAAGUCGACGAACAGUUUGUCGGCCAUCCUCAAGCGAUCCCAGCGUGGACGCAAAGCCGACGGAACGAAGCAGAGCCGUGAUAAAGAGAACCGCAGCCCCGUUGAUCUGGUUGAUAACAUGCCAUCCCCGGUUUGGCCACAAGAAGGCUCCGUCUUCCAAGCUCCCAGCAGUCGGUCGCGACAGAACUCAACCGCGGAUAGACGGCGAAGUGUUGCAGAGGAAGUGUCUCUCUAUACACCAAAGGCUUACAGCCCAGCUCAGCAACGAAACUUUUGUGAUUACCAGCAACCAUCCCUCACCAGACAGGGCGAGAGCAAGCCUCGUCCCAAGUCGGACUGCCUUGCUGGCAACAGAAAGAUGAAGGACAUUCUGGGACUGCAGCAUGCACCGUCCGGAAGCAGUAAUGCCAGUGAUCGAGUAGAUAGUGCGUCAUCCAAGGGACAGGCUCUUGAGAGAGCGAGAAUGAUAUCUGUCCCAGAGUCGCCGGUUCCUGCAUCAAAGGAGCAGCCGAGUGCGAAAAGACUUUCUCGCGUACAGGCCGCGAUCUCGGUGUUCAACGGAAAGGAGCGGGACGCCGAUGUGCGCAAACGUUUGAGCUCCAAGGAUCUCGAAAGUGAAUUUGAGAAGCUUUUGGAUGCCCGGAACAUUCCUCAUAAUAUGCGGGACAAGAUGCGCUCCCUUGAUACCAACAUCAAGGCCGACUUUAUUCAGAAGGAUCGCACCGAUCUUGGCACACCAGUCAGCUCUGGUACCUCUGACAGUCGCCGUGGUCGUGGAAAGGAGUCGAAGGAUUCUCAGGAUCGUAAGGGCUCUCGCUCUCGCUCCAGGAGCCGCGGGUUUGCAUUUGGCCGGGGCUCGUCAUCUCCUGGCAAGAAACCCCGGCCAGAGAGUGGAACUUUCCAUCGUCCCAGAUCUGUGGACCUGUCCCAGCCAGUAGGCGUUUAUACAACCCUCAGCGCCGCUGGUUCUACUGCAUCGCUUUCUGAAGCGGCGGCUGUGGACACCGCUGCUGAUCCAUCUGACUUUGUGCACUAUCUCAGAGAGAUCCAGAAGCCGGAGAUGGUUGAAGUGGGCAAGUUGCACAAACUGCGACUUCUUCUGCGGAAUGAGACAAUUAGCUGGGUGAAUGGGUUCAUUUCCGAAGGAGGCAUGGUUGAAAUUGUUCAGCUCAUCUACCGUAUUAUGAAGAUGGAGUGGCGGGAGGAUCACGAGGACACACUCCUGCACGAGGCGUUGCUGUGCUUGAAGGCUCUUUGUACCACAUCCAUCGCGCUGGCGCAUCUGACUAAAAUCGAAGGUGAAUUAUUCCCUGCGUUGCUGAAGAUGCUAUUCGACGAGGAAAAGAAGGGCCCCAGCGAAUUCACUACGCGAGGAAUCAUCAUCAACCUCUUGUUUACCCAGAUCUCUACCACUUCUCCCAACGAAUUGCCUUCCACUCGCGCUCAACGGAUCCUCUCAUACCUGCGGGAUCCUUCUGCGGAAGAUGAGAGCCAGCCUGUCUCUUUCAUUGCCAACAUAUACCAGUCACGACCUUAUCGGGUGUGGUGCAAGGAGGCUACCAAUGUGACCAAAGAAGUCUUCUGGAUCUUCCUUCACCAUCUCAAUGUGAUUCCUCUCCCCAAAGCAGACCCUCAGUCGGACGACCCAUUCACCGGAAAACGCACGGUGGAUACUCGUUCUUACCGCGAGCGACACUUCCCUCCCCCUCGGCCCCCUGUCCCUGCUGCUCCUUACGUUGGCGGCGUCGAGUGGGAUGCUACCAACUACCUUGCUGCACACUUGGAUCUUCUGAAUGGUCUGAUUGCCUGUUUGCCCACAGCGGAUGAUCGCAACAAGUUUCGGUCUGAAUUGCGAGCCUCCGGCUUUGAAAAGGUCAUGGGUGGUACUAUGCGCACUUGCAAGGAGAAAUUUUACUCGGCGGUUCAUGAGUGUCUCCGCACCUGGGUGGCUGCUGCGGUUGAGGAUGGUUGGCCCUAUCUGAUGGUGCGCGAGGGACCGCCUCGCACUGAACCUGGAUCACCCACCAAGUCCCCCAAGAAGGUUGCACCCAGUAGCCCUAAGAAGGGUCUACUUGAUGACAAGCCACCUCAGCUGAACCUGGCCCUCGACUUUUCGGACAGUCGGGUCGCCACUCCCUUGGGUCCAACGACCCCAUCCAGCGACUUCCCUCGCUGGCUUUAA